Molecule: messenger RNA, 2095 nt
Organism: Hippocampus comes (tiger tail seahorse)
Lineage: Eukaryota; Metazoa; Chordata; Actinopteri; Syngnathiformes; Syngnathidae
Gene: smarce1
Product: SWI/SNF related BAF chromatin remodeling complex subunit E1
Exons: 11
Coding region: 179-1450 (423 amino acids)
Biological process (GO): negative regulation of DNA-templated transcription
Cellular component (GO): SWI/SNF complex
Molecular function (GO): nucleosomal DNA binding; nuclear receptor binding
Source: RefSeq, a predicted model, not a curated record
GGUGUAGUGAAGGGGUAGGCGGCGGUUCGAGAAGCUUCCCUCGGUGACACGUCUUUUCAUUCGUUAAGUGUGGAACCUGGUGAUCUGCGCUUGCCAUCUGGCGUAUCGUACUGUGGAGGGGGACUCGGCUUUUCUUAACUGAUGACUGGAUCGGACUAAAACCUGUAUCAGUGCCAAGAUGUCAAAGAGGCCAUCCUAUGCUCCACCCCCUCCCCCUGCACCUACAACUCAAAUGCAGAAUACUGCAGGAUUUGUGGGGUACAACCCUUACAGCCAUCUGGCCUACAACAACUACAGACUGGGAGGGAGCCAAAGCAGCAACAGUCGGGUAACGAAUUCCUCUGGAAUAAAUAUACCAAAGCCACCCAAGCCACCUGAUAAACCACUGAUGCCAUAUAUGAGAUACAGCCGUAAGGUUUGGGAUCAAGUAAAAGCCUCCAAUCCUGAUCUGAAGCUAUGGGAAAUUGGGAAGAUAAUCGGUGGCAUGUGGAGGGACCUCACUGAUGAGGAGAAACAGGAUUAUUUGAAUGACUACGAAGCAGAGAAGAUUGAAUAUAAUGAAAGCAUGAAGGCCUAUCACAACUCGCCAGCUUACCUGGCCUACGUCAAUGCAAAAAGCCGCGCUGAGGCAGCACUAGAAGAAGAGAGCCGUCAGCGGCAGUCUAGACUGGACAAAGGCGAGCCAUACAUGAGUAUUCAGCCAGCUGAGGAUCCAGAUGAUUAUGAUGAUGGGUUUUCCAUAAAGCACUCCGCAGCAGCCCGUUUUCAGCGCAACCACCGGCUGAUUAGUGAGAUUCUCAGUGAGAGUGUAGUGCCUGAUGUGCGUUCUGUUGUCACAACUGCCCGUAUGCAAGUGCUCAAACGUCAGGUCCAGUCUUUGAUGGUUCACCAGAGAAAGUUGGAAGCAGAAUUGCUUCAAAUUGAAGACCGCCACCAGGAUAAGAAACGAAAAUUCAUUGAAGCCACAGAUUCGUUCACAAAUGAGCUCAAAAGACUUUGCUGUAUGAAAGUGGAAGUGGACAUGGAGAAGAUAUCUGCAGAGAUUUCUGCAGCAGAAGAGGCAGCCCGCAAACGGCUGGCUGAACGGGAGAAAGAUGCAGGCGACAGAGGAAGUAAAGAGGCCCCCACAUAUGUGUCAGGAGCAGCAGAAGAAGAAAAACAUGGCAAAUCCCAACCGAAUUCUCUCAAUGACAGUACCAACAAGGGAGGUGAGAACAAUGAGUUGAUCGGCAAAGAUCCAUCAGGGAAGCAGAAGGCCGCAGAGGAACUUCAAGACCAGCCAGGCAGCGAAGAGGGGGCCUCAGAGGACAAGGAGAGUGUCCUUGAGGGAGCCAUGGAGGAGGGAACCAGUGACAGUAACACAGGUUCAGAAACCACCUCUGCUCAGACAGAAGAUGCUCUGACCAGUGAACCAUCUGAGGGUUCCGGCAGGGCAAGAUCAACCCACUGAGACGCUCGCCUGUCUCUGAACUAUCGGACUGCCUUUUCAUCUGCUGGACACUCAAGAAGUUACCACCAACUAUGUCUUGUUUUACCCCAAAAGCAGACAAAACAAGAGAAACAAGUCUUUGCAGCUCAAGUCGGCACAGCCAUUGUUUGUAAAGUAGUGAACAACAGGAGCCUGUAAGAAGUAGCCAUAUAUUUUUUCACAGGAAGAACUGCCCAUAGCCCAUUUCGGCAAAUAUCAAUUCCUAACUCUGUCCAUUGCAAUAGAAAUCUGAUAACAUGUGAAACAACCUCAUGUGAAUCAAGUGUUACGUAGAUGUAACAAUGUUUUGUAGUGUGAUUAUUUUUUGUAUCUUUUUUUGUUUUGUUUUUUUUGUCCAUGUUUCAAUUCCCAAAAACUGUUAGUUAGUCGCAAGGAGCUGUGUGAUCUUGGCAGGAAACGCUUUUUACUACUUUUGUUGGUAUUAUGGUGACUGUCUCUGGAUUUUUUUAUGUCCCUAGUAGUAAAGUAAUAUGAGUUAGUUUCUGAUAUUGUUGUUAUCUUAGUCCAUCAGCAGGUAUUCGAUCUCUCACAGGAAACAGUGCUGUACAAAGAUCAGAUGAUAAACAGUGUUCUAAAGUUUGCUAGCAGUCGAAUUAGUCAAGAGCU